Messenger RNA from Cornus florida, 677 nucleotides. Its product is annotated as cypmaclein-like. NCBI's taxonomy places the organism in Eukaryota, Viridiplantae, Streptophyta, Magnoliopsida, Cornales, Cornaceae. The coding region runs from base 36 to 326 and encodes 96 amino acids. The transcript is spliced from 3 exons. The record is from RefSeq and is a predicted model, not a curated record.
CUUUCUCAAAUUUUUUUAAGGUUUGGGAGAGAGAAAUGGCACCAGCAAAGGCAACACUGGCAUUGGCACUCCUUUGCUUUCUCUUGGUACAAGAGAUGGAGGUCUUCAGUGGACAGCAAUUGUCAGUUGAUGCUCAACAAAUAGAUUGCAAGGGCAAAUGUGCGUUCAGGUGCAGCAAGGCGAAGGCGCAAAAGAUGUGCAUUAGGUCAUGCAAUUCAUGCUGCGAGAAGUGCAACUGUGUUCCACCAGGUACCUCAAUGAAUAGGGAGAUGUGUCCUUGCUAUGCCGGACUAACUACCCAUGGUGGAAAACCAAAGUGCCCCUAAAUUUUCAACCCAUUCAAUGCAAUGCCAUAAUUAACAUACUUUUUAACUUUUUUUUUUUUUUUUUUUUUUUGGGUAAAUUAUUUUUUAUUGUUUGGAUUUAACAAUAAUAAAAGUCAGGAUAUAUAAUAUACUGAUUAAAACCAUACCUUUCAUUGGUUUUCAGAUCUAUAAUUUACCAAUUUGGAUUGUAAUAUUCAAUUCUCUCGAUUUCAAAUUUAAGCUAUUGUAAGACGAGUAACACUUUUGCGAUGCGAUAUCAUGACAAAAAUUUAAUCUUUCUCUCUUAAUUUCAAUUUUAAGCUAUUGCAAGACGAGUUACAUAUUUGUGUUGUAUAUCAUGAUUCAUGAGAC